Molecule: messenger RNA, 2094 nt
Organism: Glarea lozoyensis ATCC 20868
Lineage: Eukaryota; Fungi; Ascomycota; Leotiomycetes; Helotiales; Helotiaceae
Exons: 3
Coding region: 1-2094 (697 amino acids)
Source: RefSeq, a predicted model, not a curated record
AUGGAACGUUCAUCUGAGAGAGAGCUAGACACGGUUGGAGAUCGAGGGCUUCGAUUGUGGAUAGAAACAGAAGACAAGCAAAAUGUAGCAAGACUGCAAGAAGAAUGCUUCUCAUGUUUCAAAAAAUUGCAUAACAUAAUUACAAGGGCGAGUUCCGGUGAGGCUGACAUGCUCGGAUAUAACCGCGAUAUAUCGCUUGCAUGUAUUGAAGAAGAAAUGGUGCGGUUCGAUGUGUGGAGAAGUCGAGCCGCGACCCUUUGCUCUGAUCCGUCUGGUUGGAGAGAUGUGACUGAUUCUCAACUUACAAAGAGAAAGCAAAAUAUUCUUGGAGAUAUGCUAGGUUCUCUCACUAGAGCUUCUCUCAUCGUUUCUGGUCUUGAAGCUAAUGAGAUGUGGUCGACUGAGGGUGUUAGCGACUCGGAUGAGAGUACUGAUAACAAGGAUACGCAGCAAAAAGCGCCACAGACUUGUGAGAUUGAAGACCUAUUGGCCUCCCUGGAAGGAUCCAAUAAGCGGUUAGUCCGACUGGCUGGUGUCGACAUUAAUUCGGUUGCGCAGGAUGAUUUGCCAUCGAGUACUUCUUUCAGUGACGCAGAUAUGCGAUUGGUUAAGAACAAAUUCAAACACGCCCAACAAGGAAGUGGCUGGCUACUUGAGAGGCUGGCAAAGUCUAUGACAAAACGUCGAGAACAUUUGAUCAAGCUGCAGUUGGGAAGGACCCAAGAAAGUAUGCACGAAGCCGGGAAGUCGGUGGUCACAUCAACCCCAUCCUCUCAACUAGAUGGAAAGGGAGAAACAAAGCCGCAAAAGCCGACUUUACAUUCUACCAAAGAUUGGGAACAUCUUAUUGCAUUGAAUCUGGAGUCCUCAGAAGAUGCUAAAGGCAAUUUGGAUGUGAAAAGUUUGUCUAAAUGCCCAUACUGUGGACAUCAGGUCAUGAUAACCAAUCAGAGGGAAUGGGAGAGCCAUGUUUCGGAAGACCUGAAGCCAUAUAUCUGCACAUUCGAGAGUUGCAUUUGGAGAACAUUCUCUAACUGCGAUGACUGGUUUUCUCACGAACUCCAAACCCACCGUAGAGAAUGGGUGUGCCAACAGCAGUGCCCACGGGGACCCGUUUCUAACAGGGUUGCGUUUGCCUACCACCUGGGUCACUCCCAUAGUGCAGAUAUCGAUAGUUCCGACCUGAAAGGCGUACUUUUGCAGAGCGAGGAGCCAAUGGACAGAUUUGGUGAGGGUGCGUGUUUGCUGUGCAAACAGUGGGAUGAAACAGUCAGAGGAGAAAACACUAGUACAGAGUCUAUUGAGAAAGGACGGUCCGCUUCAGCUGAGCUGUUUAAGAAUCAUCUAGCAAGCCAUUUGAAAGAUAUCGUUGCCUGGACUGUACCAGAAGAUAGCGAAGGGCUUUUAUUUGACUUGAAUACUUCGACAAACCGGCAGGAGCAUUCGGUUGGUGUCAUGUCUGUUACACCUGCUUCCAAAGAUGAGCCACAGCUGUCCCUCGCGGAAACUAACAAUAUGGAUAGUCAGAUUCAUAAUGUUUUUGGCCAAAGAUAUGCUGCGCUACUCCAGAAAGCCCGGCAGGGUAGCGCUCACCUAUCUUCUGGACAUGCGUCUGAUAGUAUAGAUGGUGAUUCUUCAGACAGUAGCGAUAGCGAGGGCGGCAGGACAACGCGGACUAGAUCAACAUGGACCACCCUCGACUCAGAGUAUGGAGGCAAUAGAUCUGCCACGGGACGUGUUCGCCCGCCUUCCUUUAAUGAGAAUGAUGUUUCUGUAUCAGAAACUACAAUAAAGAACAAACCUGGUAGGUUUGGUCCCAAGAAAAUAGAGAGCUGGCCAGAGACUGAUAAAGGGCCGGAAGCUGCUAAGAAUAUAGCAGAUCAAAUUGCUCAAGACAGCAAGCCCGGAACUACAACCGUGGAUCCAGGACAGUUCUUGGAAGGUGACACUGAACAUGACCAAGAUAUAACUGUCGCACCUACAACGCAACAUCCGCAAGACUCCGCAGACAAAGGCUUAGUAGUAGCCAUCAAACAGCCCGAAGAUGUUGUAGCCGAACAGAAUCCUGAAAUCAAUGAGUUUAAUGAAUCCUAA